Molecule: messenger RNA, 765 nt
Organism: Glossina fuscipes
Lineage: Eukaryota; Metazoa; Arthropoda; Insecta; Diptera; Glossinidae
Product: transmembrane protein 50B
Exons: 5
Coding region: 131-589 (152 amino acids)
Biological process (GO): protein targeting to vacuole; late endosome to vacuole transport via multivesicular body sorting pathway
Source: RefSeq, a predicted model, not a curated record
CUUUUCCCAAAAAAGUUGUGAGAUGGUGCUAUCGAUAACACAAAGUUAAUGUUUACUAGGUGGCAGGGCAGGUUUUUUUUGAUCGCUAUAGUUUCACGACGUAAUAUUUGCGUAUAGUGUUUACAAAAAUAUGACUCUCAUAGAUAACAUACGCGACUGGUUCGCUUCGGAGACCGCCAGGAAUAAAAAUUCUUCACUAAUAGCUGGAUUACUUUUUUUCGCAGGAUGGUGGACACUUAUUGACGCUAUGACUGUGGACCAAAAACACCAAAUUACCACGGGACAGGUGUUUAUUGGCGUCUUUGGUACUAUUAGCUUCUUCAUGGUCAAUGUCGUGAAAAACUCUCACAUCUCCGAGGAAAAUACUUCCGAAUCAGGUGCAAGAGUGGCAAAAAUCUGGCUUUUAAUUGCAUUUGUCAUGGGCUUCGCCUCAAUUAUAGCUGCAGUUUGGGUUAUGAUUGAUGAUUUUAUCAAUAAUUCAGAAAAAGAUAGUGCACAGGGUGUUGCCCUUUUGAUGCAAAAUAUUUUAAUACUCCUCGCAAACUUAACUUAUAAACUUGGCCGCAACGAAGAUGAUUGGAAUGAAUAAAUAUUAGAAAUAAUCCGUACUAAUAUAUUUAUAUACUAAACCUUAUUGUAAGAAUUUAAAAGCAACCUGUUAAAAGUCAAGCGUUUAUAGUAUGGCAUAAAUAGAUUUAAUAAUUCAUGCAUGUAACCAUAGAAUUAUCAGUUAUAAAACUAAAUACAUUUGCACACAUUAUCAGA